This is a messenger RNA of Mizuhopecten yessoensis (Yesso scallop), 2360 nucleotides long. RefSeq names its product PC-esterase domain-containing protein 1A-like. Lineage: Eukaryota; Metazoa; Mollusca; Bivalvia; Pectinida; Pectinidae. The coding region runs from base 68 to 1408 and encodes 446 amino acids. The transcript has 5 exons. The record is from RefSeq and is a predicted model, not a curated record.
GUCCUCGUGCGCAGUUGUCAACAAGAGUGGAAACGAGUUGUUUGCAGAAAAGUGUACUCCAGCAGAGAUGGUUAUCAUGUCGGACAUAUUUCUCCAGGAAGACAUCAACCAGGUGCUACGCAACAAGUUUGUGGUCAUCAUUGGCGAUUCAAUCCAGAGGGCGAUAUACAAAGACCUCGUGCUUCUCCUGCAAAGGAACAGAUACCUGAGUGACGCACAACUCCGGUCUAAGGGGGAGUUUUCAUUUGUGAACGAUGAGUUGGUAGAAGGAGGGAAGAAGGCCAAAAUGUGUAACGGAAAGGGUUACAGAGAGGUGCGACAGUUCCAGACCGACUACCACCUGGUACGCUUCUAUUUUGUCACACGUUGUUACAAUACCUACAUGGAGUCAAUCCUGGCUGACCUUUCAUGUGACCCCCAGCCUGACCUUGUCGUCAUGAAUUCCUGUCUCUGGGACAUCAGUCGGUAUGGAGCGUCAGCAGUAGACCAGUACAAAAAGAAUCUUGAGCGUCUUUUCACAAGGUUUGAGGAAACUCUUUCUAAGGGGUGUAUGGUAAUAUGGAACACCACCCUACCCAUUUCUAAGAAUGCCAAAGGGGGCUUUCUAGUACCAGAGGUAGAAUUUAUGAACAGUACUCUGAGGCUAGACAUCCUUGAAGCCAACUUCUAUGCUCGUCAGAUCGCUGUUGCUCAUAGCUUGGAUGUCCUUGACCUGCACUACUUUCUGCGUCACCAACUGCACCGUCGUGCCGAUGAUGGCAUUCACUGGGACAUGACUGCUCAUCGCCGCAUGACAAACCUUAUCAUGACGCAUGUGUGUGAGGCAUGGCGGGAAAAGCUCCCAGGAAGAGUGGACCACAACAAGAACGAGACCAAGCAGUUGUCACGGACUGUGAGCGUGGAGAGGGAGGAAUGUUUAGACAAGGGACGCUACAACAAUGCAAGGAAAGAGGAAGGCAGAAAUGUUCACAAAGACGAAAACUUCCGACUCGACAACCGUGUUAACGACAAAAACAGUGUCCGGGAAGAUCGAUGGAAUGGAAACUUUACUAAUUUCUCCAUCACCAGGAACACCAGCAACACCAGCAAUGCUCAGCAAACUUACCAAGAAUAUCUGGAUGAAAUUAACAGCAAUCGCAAUAAGUCCAGCCACAACCAGGCCUCCUAUGAGCCAAGCACUCGAUCCGGCAUGGCUGCAGUUCAAAACAGACCUGAAGCUUGUUCUCCAGCCAGUGUGAUACACGCAUUCAAACAGAUGGCGUCCGGCGAAUACCAAUGGCAGCCAUACCAACAGAAUUCAUAUCAGCCGCUGAGCCGAAAUGUGCCACACUACAGACAGACUCAGCGAGAAAACCCUUACAACAAUCGCUCAGUUAAGGUCGGCCAAAGCUGGUCCUCACAGUGGUAGGGUGUAGGAAGAUUAUCUGAUACUGCUGUUAUUGUCCCAGUAUCAUUGGCUCACAAUGGCUGGAGUUGGUUUCAUAUAUAUAUGUAGCAAUGAUGCAGGUCACACUUUUAUGCGGUAAUCUGUUACACACUAUUGCACAAGAUCACUGAUUUCUGUGUGAUUGUUUUUUUUCUCUUUACUGUUGAAGUUUUGCAAUUUUAAUCAUAAUAUACUCUGUACUAAAAUAUUGUCAUUACCCAGUAUCUCAUUGAUGUGCUGUGCCUAAUAUAUUGAAUUUUUGUGUCACAUAUGUAGAAAUGAAUGUGUUGUGUAAUACAUUAAUCUGUUGUAUGAGGAUGUGUAGUGAGUAUUAUAUUGAUUCGUGGUGUCAUAUACAUCGUGCCAUCUGUGGUGUCUGAUACAUAGAUGUGUUGUGUCCAGUACAUUGAUGUGUUGUGUGAUACUUUUAUGUGUUGUCUAAUACAUCGAUGUGUUGUGUGUAAUGUUUUGAUGUAUUGAUGUGUUGUGUCCAGUACGUUGAUAUAUUGUGUCCAGUACGUUGAUGUGUUGUGUCCAGUACAUAGAUGUGUUGUGUCCAGUACAUAGAUGUGUUGUGUCCAGUACAUUGAUGUGUCAUGUCCAGUACAUUGAUGUGUUGUGUCCAGUACAUAGAUGUGUUGUGUCCAGUACAUAGAUGUGUUGUGUCCAGUACAUUGAUGUGUUGUUUGAUACAUCAAUGUGUUGUGUAAUAUUUGGUAUGUGUUGUUUGAUACAUCAAUGUGUUGUGUAAUAUUUGGUAUGUGUUGUGUCUAAUACAUCAAUGUGUUGUGUAAUAUUUGGUAUGUGUUGUGUCUAAUACAUCAAUGUGUUGUGUAAUAUUUGGUAUGUGUUGUUUGAUACAUCAAUGUGUUGUGUAAUAUUUGGUAUGUGUUGUGUCUAAUACAUCAAUGUGUUGUGUAAUAUUUGGUAUGUG